Cannabis sativa is the source of this 1868-nucleotide messenger RNA. RefSeq names its product coniferyl alcohol acyltransferase. The transcript has 2 exons. The coding region runs from base 215 to 1687 and encodes 490 amino acids. The record is from RefSeq and is a predicted model, not a curated record. Gene Ontology annotation, molecular function: acyltransferase activity, transferring groups other than amino-acyl groups. NCBI's taxonomy places the organism in Eukaryota, Viridiplantae, Streptophyta, Magnoliopsida, Rosales, Cannabaceae.
AGUUCCCGUACAAAUAAUGUAGGUUAGGGUUUGGUAGCCAAUAAAAUAUUAUUGAAGUUUUAAUUGUAUGUACUUUCUUAAAAUUUAUCGAACGAUUUCAUGUUAGUUGUUCAUUAUUUAAUGUAUUCAUAGUUGUUUUGAUCUAGCAGUACUCUAUACAAAAUAUCUUCGACGUAGAAAAAUUAGAGAUCAUCACUAAACAACAAAGAGAAAAAUGGCUUUAGAAGAUGAAAAAGCUAAACCAUUCGAAUUCAUUGUGUCAAUAAUGAACAAAGAGGUGGUGGUACCACUAUGUUCUUUGCCACUAAACCAAGAACGUUGUGUGCCAAUGUCCAAUUUCGAUCUUCUUAUGCUACUAGAAACCAACUACGUGAGUAUCUUAUGCUACAAGAAUCCGGCCGCCAUGCAGGGCUCCCCACCAAGUUCUAGUAUUGCCGAUUUUAUUGGUAGUUUGAAGAAGAGUAUGGCUCAAGUGUUGGUUUCAUUCUAUCCAUUAGCGGGUGAAGUGGUCUACAAUACCGUCGGUGAGCCUGAGAUUUUGUGCAACAACCGCGGUGUUGAUUUUAUUGAAGCCUACGCAGAUGUUGAACUUGAAAAUCUCAAUUUGCAUAACUUUGACUUGAGCUUUGUUGUGGGCAAGUUGGUGCCCGAGAAGAAGUCAUGUAGUAUUUUUACUGUCCAAUUAACAGUGCUGAGUUGUGGGAGUGUUGUGGUGGUGUGCCUAUUUGAUCAUCGAUUCAUUGAUGGAUACUCAGCAAACAUGUUCUUAGUGUCAUGGGCUGAAUUCACUCUCUCAAAACCUCUUACCUAUAGUUCCCCAUUAUUCCAACGAUCUUUGGUAAAACCCCGCAACCUUGGAUGCAUUGACACUACUUUCAUCAGUGAGACAUCUUAUGUCAAUCUACUCGAAAAUGGUGAUGAUGAUGAUGAUGACCCUAUCAUAAUAAGUAGUCGCAUGUACUAUAUUAAAGGUGAGCAUAUUAACAACCUCCAAACCCUAGCUAGCUCAAGUGACUACAAGGCAACCAAGGUGGAGGCUUUUAGUGCAUUUUUAUGGAAGAUGAUUUCAACAACAUUGUUCACUACUUUUGAAGGAGAAGAGUUGUGUAGAUUGGGAAUCCUUGUCGACGGUCGAAGAGAACUGAUGGACGGCGGAGAUGAUCGGGAUAAGAUGAUGAGGCUCUACUUUGGAAAUGUGUUGUCCAUUCCCAUUUUGGAGAAGAAAGCAAGUGAUCUUAAAGUGAAGCCACUAAAUGAAGUGGCUAGAGAAGUGCAUAAAUGCAUGGAAAAGGUUUUAAGAAUGGAACAUUUCUUGGGGAUUCUAGAUUGGGUUGAGACAGUCCGUACAAAGUCAAGAUUGUCUAGAAUAUCAAGUUUCACUCAUAAGAACGAUGCACCGGGUAUUGUAGUUUCAUCUGGGACAAAGUUUCCAAUUGGAGGGGUGGAUUUUGGGUGGGGUAAACCCAUUUUAGGAUCAUUUCACUUUCCAAUGGGAAUGAGGAAAUUAACAAAAUGUGGGUAUGUGUUGCCGAUGUUGAGUCCAGUUGGGAAUGGGGAUUGGUUGUUGUACAUGCAACUAAAUGAGCCGCAGUUGGAGUUAUUAGAGACACAAGUUUCUCAUAUUUUGAAGCCCUUAACUUUUGAUUACCUAUAUUCACGCGUACGUGACACAAGGUCAAAAAUGUAAGUGUAGUGAUAUGUGCACCACCCAAAAUAUGUAAGAAUAAUGAUAUGUAACACCCAAACAUAUGUAACAAUGAUAAUAUGUACACCAAAUAUGUAAGAAUAAUGAUAUGCAUACUUAAUUAAAUACUAUAUUAUCUAAAAUAAAAUAUAUAUCAUGUUUAAAUAAAUGUGAUUGCUCAAAA